Molecule: messenger RNA, 1956 nt
Organism: Symbiodinium natans
Lineage: Eukaryota; Dinophyceae; Suessiales; Symbiodiniaceae
Source: the annotation of a GenBank genome assembly
AUGGCGGGCUAUCCGCAACAAAUGAUGUUUGCGAUGGUGCCACAAGCCGUUGUGAUGCCGUCUGCCGUCGUGAUGCCCCCUGCCGUACUGAUGCCGCCCAUUGCAGCUCCUGUGGGAAUCGACAUUGCCACAGAGGUGCAGCGCAUGGUGGAGUGCGAGGGCUUCAAGCCCAUGGCUUUGGCAGAUGCCGAGGCGAGACUCGGCUCUGCUUCACAAAAGUAUCUGGCGAGUAAUUGCUUGAGGCUGGAGCAGGUUUUAAAGCUCCACACAAGCCUCAUAAGCGUGUGGAGCCAGGAUGACACCGGUGUCCUGAUGGUGUCCGUACCAUCGUCGCCGUGGCUGGGGGCCGACGCCAAACCGCCGUCUGAACAUGGGCCUACGGGCCCCAAGCAGAAGGAGAACCGGGAUCAGGUCCUGACCGGCAUUCUCCGCGGCAAGGCCCUGGACAUCAUAGAGGAUCUCACCAACAUACCAGACUUGCAAGAAAGCUUGCGUGACAUUGCUGCGAUUCUGCUGACUUCUCCAGACAGGACGAUGCUCGUCUCAAGUCUGGGCAACAGGAUAUCCACGAGAACAAGGAAUUUUCUACGGUGUGCAAAGCUUCGCACAGCCCAGCUGCUGCGAUGCUUCUCCGACGACUUUUUUCUGGAGGAGAAAGGCGCGGGCACGACCGUGACUUACGCAAAGGCUGCACCCAAGCAGUACUAUGUGACUCCGCAGCAACACCAGAGGAUCGACUCUGCUCGACAUGCCAGGCUUUUGAAGCUGGCAACAGACGUUACCAUGGAUUUCAGGCAAGCCAAAGACAUAUCUGCCGGUGAUCUCAUCGAGAAGUUAUGCAGUGAAGGCACUCAAGGCAUGCUGCUGAUCGACUGCCGAUCCGAAGCUGAACAAGUGCUCAGUGCUCUGCCCGGCGCUGUACAGCUUUACCAUGUCACUGCGGAGCAUUUGCAGCAGGCAGCUUUCGUGGUGGCGUACUGCUGCAUUGGUUGCCGAUCAGCCGAGUGGUGCCAGGAGCUUUCGAGUUCCGCCGUGGCCCACAAGCUGCACUACCUCAAAGGUGGAAUUGCAGCCUGGCUCCAUGAGGGCGGCCAACUCAUCCAACCCAACACCGGAAUGCCCUGCCGGCUGGUGCACUGCUGGACUUGGGAGCUUACUCCCUUCUUCCCCACGCGAGGAUGCGAGGUGCACAGCCCUGCCCAGCUGGGCACGAUGGCACAGACGGAGAUCGAAAGCUCGCCCCAGCGUAGCUUGACCCGGGCCUCUAGGGCGCGGUUGGAUCGAUUGCGGAACCUUGCAUGGGAGGUGCGAUUGCGGUACUGCCCAUCGGUGCUGUGCCUUGAUGCGGAGGAUGUUCAGCGGCUAAUUUCAGAAUCUGCAACUGGUGGGUACAUCUUCGUGGACGUACGCACAAACGAAGAGCGUCAGGUGUCAACCAUUUCUUGCCCCACUUGCCCAACCAUCACGAAGGAAGAGUUCCUUCAGAAGAUGGCGGGCAACUUGCCAAACCUGCCCUACACGUUCCUUGUCUUUUGCACAGUGGGUGGCCGCUCUGGAAGGUUCUGCCAAGACCUGCUGACAGAGCCGCAGAAGCACGGAGUACACGGCAAGGUGAACAGCUCGCAGAUGAAGAGUAUCCUGGGAGGCAUUGCCGCUUGGGUGCACGCCGGCGGCAACUUGGUGGACACCUUGGGCAACCCGACGCGGAAGGUGAGUCCCUGGUGCCAGGCGUUCAUGGACAUCUUUCCAGUGUCAGGAGCCGAAUUGGUUCUUGACGAGCUGCAAGUUGUGCCGCAAGAUGCGCGCGCGUUCAUUGACUGCAAGUCUUGCGCGGAGAUGGCAGCUGAAGUGUCUGCACCUGGUAGGAUACUUCGCACCUGCCAGGCUUUGGCUCCAGAGGUCUUGGCCGACACGCUCAGCCGAGCAGCUGAGACGUGCGCGCCAUAUGACGACUGA